Molecule: messenger RNA, 2805 nt
Organism: Apodemus sylvaticus (European woodmouse)
Lineage: Eukaryota; Metazoa; Chordata; Mammalia; Rodentia; Muridae
Gene: Kcng2
Product: potassium voltage-gated channel modifier subfamily G member 2
Exons: 4
Coding region: 304-1746 (480 amino acids)
Biological process (GO): protein homooligomerization; potassium ion transmembrane transport
Cellular component (GO): voltage-gated potassium channel complex; membrane
Molecular function (GO): protein binding; voltage-gated potassium channel activity
Source: RefSeq, a predicted model, not a curated record
UCAUGGGGCGGUGCCGGACUCUGAGCUGUGGGCUCUGGGGACGCCGUGCACCACCCGGAGGAGAGCCACGGCCAGGCACGCUGAGCAAGCUGCCGGGAGCCGGAGCAGGAGGGCACCGGUGUGACUCGGGUGUGGGUCCUGGCUCCCCUGUUCCGAAUUCUGCAAACUCUGGCUCGGACAGCAGCAUCUGGUCGGGACAAUGGCACCAGGAGUAAGGAGUGCGCUGGGUGCUGAGGGGAUCUGAGCCUGGGCUGGCCGUGUGCGGAAGGCCCAGUCUCCUGAUCGCGGCCGGCAUAUGGGGCCAUGGCCCGGCUCCCGGGGCACCCGGAGGCCCCCGGCGCGGAACCUGGCAGCUCAGGCCGAGGGGGCCGAGGUGGCCGUGGGGCCCGGGCGCGCCACGUCAUUAUCAACGUCGGGGGCUGCAGGGUGCGCCUGGCCUGGGCCGCGCUGGCCCGCUGUCCCCUGGCCCGCCUCGAGCGCCUGCGAGCCUGCCGCGGCCACGACGAGCUGCUGCGCGUGUGUGACGACUACGACGUGAGCCGCGACGAGUUCUUCUUCGAUCGCAGCCCGUGCGCUUUCCGCGCCAUCGUGGCGCUGCUGCGCGCCGGCAAGCUGAGGCUGCUGCGCGGCCCGUGCGCCCUGGCCUUCCGCGACGAGCUGGCCUACUGGGGCAUCGACGAGGCGCGGCUGGAGCGCUGCUGCCUGCGCCGCUUGCGCCGCCGCGAGGAGGAGGCCGCCGAGGCGAGCGCCGCGCCGCCGGCCCGAGGGCCGCAGAGCAGCCCGAGCCGAGCCGUGGGCAGCGGGCGGCUGGAGCGAGGCCGGCGGCGCCUGCGCGACGUGCUGGAGAACCCGCACUCCGGACUGGCCGGCAAGCUCUUCGCCUACGUCUCCGUGGCCUUCGUGGCCGUCACGGCCGUCGGCCUGUGCCUGAGCACCAUGCCUGACGUCCGCGCAGAAGAGGAACGGGGCGAGUGCUCCACAAAGUGCCGCAACCUGUUCGUGCUAGAGACGGUGUGCGUGGCCUGGUUCUCCUUCGAGUUCCUGCUGCGCUCCCUGCAGGCCGAGAGCAAGUGCGCCUUCCUCCGGACGCCGCUUGCCAUCAUCGACAUCCUGGCCAUCCUGCCCUUCUACGUGUCGCUGCUCGCGGGACUGGCGGCAGGGCCCACAGGCAGCAAGAUGCUGGAGCGCGCGGGGCUGGUGCUGCGGCUGCUGCGGGCGCUGCGCGUGCUCUACGUGAUGCGCCUGGCGCGCCACUCGCUGGGGCUGCGCUCGCUUGGCCUCACCGUGCGCCGCUGCGCACGCGAGUUCGGACUGCUGCUGCUCUUCCUCUGCGUGGCCAUGGCGCUCUUCGCGCCUCUCGUGCACUUGGCUGAGCGCGAGCUGGGCGCUCACCGCGACUUUUCCAGCGUUCCCGCCAGCUACUGGUGGGCAGUCAUCUCCAUGACCACCGUGGGCUACGGGGACAUGGUGCCGCGCAGCCUUCCGGGCCAGGUGGUGGCGCUCAGCAGCAUCCUCAGCGGCAUCCUGCUCAUGGCCUUCCCUGUCACCUCCAUCUUCCACACCUUCUCGCGCUCCUACUCAGAGCUCAAGGAGCAGCAACAGCGCGCAGCCAGCCCUGAACCAGCUCUGCGUGAGGACAGCACGCGCGACGAUAGCACGCGCUCGGCCAGCGCCACCGAGGACAGCUCUCAGGACCCCGAAACCGCAGGCGCGGCAGGGAGCUCGCCAGGCCGGGUGGGACCCUGAGCUCUAAGAGCUUCAGGGUGUCAAAGCCUCGGGGGACAGCACGCGCUGGCUGAUGCCGCAGUCUCAAAUGUGGUCUGGCACGUCGUCCUUGCAGCUGGCUCGCCUCCCCAAGCAACCCCUGAGCUUCGCGUAACCUGGAGGAUAUAGCAACCUGGUCUUUUUGCUUUUAUUUUCCCUCCAGUUUUAAAUUUUCUAUGGUUAAUUAAAGAUAACUGAGUCCCAGAAAUUCCAAGUCUGAAGCAAGUAUCAGUCACCUUAGACUAAAUUUUGGCCUUCCUUGCUCCAAAUCUUGGGCAGCCCCAGGGAACAGACGAUGGCAUCUACCUUGCGACACUUAGUGGGCAAUACCCCAUAUAAAAGACGGCAUCAGCUGGCAUCUGUCAUGCCAGCGCCACCACCUGCCGAGUGCCGGGGUAGUUGACAGGACACCUAGCACCCUAGUUCCGCCUGUGGCAGGGGGAGUUGACCUUUGUUCCCCACACCAUCUCAACCAGAUCUCUUGCAUAGUGGCUUUUUAACCCCUUUCCUGCCCUCCCUGGUCUGCAGGAAGGUUGUCUGUCUCCAGGGGGAUGUUGGUGUCUCUUCUGCUGGGACAUUUUCCUCAGACAUGGCUCAAGUGCAACCCAAAAACCUGAACAGGCUAGUGGGGUGAGGAGGCAGUUUCAGGGAGAAGACAGUGAGGCGGUACCCUCACCAGGAGGAAGCACGGUCUUUCUCUACUUUGUGGAGCCAAAGGAAAUGAAACUUCCCAAGUUGUGUUGCUUUACCCUGUUUCAGGAAGCCUCAGGCAGUGGCAUAUGCCUGCAACUGUGGCACGUGGGAAACGGAUACAGGGAGAUCAGAGCGAGUCCCACGACCACACCCAAGAUAGUCAUAGACCCCACCGUCAGAAGUAGGCCACCAUCAUUGCCUAUUACAAUAGUGCUUUCAGCAAGGCCCCUGUGUAAGCUCAGCGCAGGCCCAUUUGAGGCCCUAGCACCACAAACUUUGCAAGAACCUACUGCAACCAAAUAAAAACUUGCUGGCCCCUCCUCAUGGUAGUGGGCUGAGUUCCUCUCA